Molecule: messenger RNA, 708 nt
Organism: Rotaria sp. Silwood2
Lineage: Eukaryota; Metazoa; Rotifera; Eurotatoria; Philodinida; Philodinidae
Source: the annotation of a GenBank genome assembly
UAUGAUACAGGAAGAAGAGAUGUUUAUGAUAUUUUUACUGUAAUGAAAGUUAAAGUAUUUAUCUUUUCAAAUUAAUUAUAAAGUUAAAAAUAAUUUUAGGCGGCAAUGAAAUUUUGGCAACUUGUUUGUUUUGAAUCAUUACACAGUCAAAUGACACACAUAUGUUUUCAAUUAGCCAAAGCCGAAUGCCAAAAUAAAGCGAUUUAUACGAAGUUAAUUCGUGCAGUUAUACAAAGUUAUGAUAAAUAUUAAGAUUUUGUUUUUCUUGAAAUUAAUAUGAAAUAUUUUAGUUGAUCUUAGUCUCAUAGAAUAUUACUCAUCUGUAUCAAAUAAUAAUAAUCAAACAACAUCUGUUAAAUUGAAAAUUUAUAAAGAUUACUUUGAAAUAUCAUUUAUUCAAGAUACAGAAGAAUUUUAUCAUCUUAAAGCGACUAAUCUUUGUACUGAGGAUUCCUUAACGUAAUAUUUGAAAAAGGUUUACCUUAUUCAUUUUUAUAAAGAUGAUAAAAUAUCAAAUGUUAUUUUUAAUAGGUAACACAAUGGAUUGAUGAAAAAUUACAUCGAAUACAAUCAUAUCCACCUUCAUCAGAAUUAUUACUAUUAGUAAAAAAAAAACUUGAAGAUAUAAUUAUUCAUGAUCGACUUCAAUUAAUCUAUAUUAAAGCAAAAAUACUUUCACAUGAUGAAAACUAUUCAGGCUAUGCUUAA